This is a messenger RNA of Mytilus californianus (California mussel), 940 nucleotides long. RefSeq names its product glutathione S-transferase-like. Gene Ontology annotation, molecular function: glutathione transferase activity. The transcript has 5 exons. Gene Ontology annotation, biological process: glutathione metabolic process. The record is from RefSeq and is a predicted model, not a curated record. Lineage: Eukaryota; Metazoa; Mollusca; Bivalvia; Mytilida; Mytilidae. The coding region runs from base 139 to 618 and encodes 159 amino acids.
UGGCAGAAUACAAGCUUUCGUAUUUUAACUUUAAAGGACGAGGAGAAUUAUGUCGAUUGUUGUUUGUGCUGGCAGAUAAAAAAUAUGAAGAUCAUCGAUUUGAAAGAGAAGAAUGGAAAGAUAUAAAAUCAUGCAACUAUGCCACUAGGACAGGUUCCAGUACUGACGGUAGGAGGGACACAGAUACCACAAUCUGGAGCAAUUAUUCGAUAUCUUGCCAGGGAAUUCGGGUUGUACGGCAAGAACAAUAUGGAGAAUACCAUGGUUGAUGUUAUAAUAGAGACACUCGAUGGAGUGAGGUCAGAGUUUAUAAAAUGGGUGAAAGAAGAGGAUGAUGUAAAAAAGGCAGAAAUUAUCAAUAAAAUGAAAGAAGUAAUAUUUCCUAGAUUCAUUGCGUUUGUUGAGAAAAUAUUGUCGGAUAAUAGAGGGCAGUUCCUGGUUGGAAGUGAGGUAACACUAGCAGAUGUGGCUGUUUUCGAUCUCAUUUCAAGAAUAUCUAAUAUGUGGAGUCAGGAAUUAAUGAAUAUGUCAACUGUAUUAAAAGCACAUUGUGAAAAGAUUGCGUCCAUACCAAGUAUAAAGUUGUGGUUAGAAACCCGACCAAAUACAGUUCGGUGAAUCGUUAAAAACGGGUUAAACCAAUCAGACGAUCAUUAUGUAAUUUGGUUUAAUUAAUUUUAUAUCAGUCAAGUACAACAAAUAUAAAAAGUUGUAGUCACGAAAAAUAUAUACACUUUUAUUUAAACAAUAUUAUAUCUAAAAUUAAGAAUGUCUCAUUAGAUUUUACCCUUUUUUUACAAUCAGCUCGCGCCUGUUCAAAUUACUAUAUGUAAUGUGGUACUGAUGUAUUUUGAUCAAGAAGGCUCGAAUUUGACUCAUUAUAAUGAUUUAAGAAUGUUAUUGUCCAUCAAAUAAACAGUAUAUAUAUAUAACUAUACAA